AUGUCCUAUCUAACCCAGGCUUCGGAAAUAGUAAUUGCUCAGGAAUUACCUCGCGGCCAUUUCCCAACCGGCGCCUACGUCAGCUCUAAUCGCAUCACGCCUGACUUUUUUAGUGAGGCAUCAGAAGGCCUUCGCGAGGCCCAAGUCAAGACUGGGAUGAGAUUCCUAUACUCACUAAUCCAUCGGAAGCUAGCCCAAGCCCUGAAUCAUGCAGACCCCAAGGACCUCGAUGACAUUGAAGGCGAACAAUUGCCUGGCCUAUCCCAACCUUCCACCUCGACAACUGCCUCCUUCAUUGACGAUCUAGCGAGUAGCCCUGGUUUGGACGAAAAUGCCGAGGACGCCACGGUGAUGUCGAUGGAGAAUCUGGUUUAUGUCAAGGGAACACUCGCAGAUCAAGUGUCACACAAGCUCGCAAAGACUGAUAACAAUCGCCUGCCUCCCAGGUACCCAUCAUGCAAUGCUCUACCAAUGGCGAAUGCUUUGAUGGGAUAUGCAGGAGGGAUAUCUUGCCAAAUCAACGAGUGGCUCAACUGCCAUGGCAUGACCACUUCGAGGAGUAGCACUUUGCAAGCAAUGGAACAUCUCCGAGUCUUACAAGAAGACCGGAUGAUGGAGCUGUUCAAAUUAAAUCACAAGCUCCUGCCCUUACUAAUCUAUGACAACAUUGACAUCCAUCUGAAGAUUCACAAUACUCGCAUCGAGGCGUCAUCAAGACUUUUCCACGGAACCUGGGGGUUCUUUAUCGUGGUGCGUAGUUGUUUACAGGCUAAGUGUAGUGAAGAAGUGGCUCGAUUAUCGACCUUCCUAGACGCGAUGGCUAGCGCCGACCGCAAAACGGUCCAGAUGUCCUCAUUUUGCCCUACUCCUGCGGAAGCGGACCACUGGGUUGCCGUCGUUAAAGCUCAACUGGCAAAAGCUCUUGCCGAACAUGUCGGUCAGAUUUCUGGGGCGCCAGAACACGCAAAUUUGCCAACGUUGGCCACACAACCGCCACCGCUGGACCCAAUCAAAAUGCAUCAGGCUAAUAUUCAUUUCCUGCGCAUGAUGGACGCACCCGAUUCUUCUGAUGAAGGGGUUUCGCGCGUAAUUGACGAGGUAAUCAAACAAAUUGGUUUGGAUAAGACGAAGUACGCGGAGAGCCUAUUAGUCGCUGGCGGAGAUGUUGGCUCAAAUCAGCUUUUGGAAAGUCUGCGUAUGAAAAGGUACCCACCCAUUGAUUCGGUAGAAGGCAUGGAAUGGGUCCUCUCCAUCUUCGGAGGGGCCCACACCACGUGGAACGUGACCGAAGCGCUGCUAACCCACCAUUGGGGUAAAUCGGACAAUGGCGACGAUUCGGGGGCGUGGCGGAGUUUGUUUGCUUUGGGAGGUGAGUACAAGAAACCGGUAGCGUCCCAGGACUUCAAUACUAUCAUGCGUUCAACCCGAUUGCUCCACAAAGCGAAUCUCGUCCAUAUCAUACGGUUAGUUCCAGUAGCGCCAAGUACCAAUGUAUCAGGCAAAUGA
Molecule: messenger RNA, 1506 nt
Organism: Melampsora larici-populina 98AG31
Lineage: Eukaryota; Fungi; Basidiomycota; Pucciniomycetes; Pucciniales; Melampsoraceae
Exons: 3
Coding region: 1-1506 (501 amino acids)
Source: RefSeq, a predicted model, not a curated record